ACGCUGUCCGGAAGCCUAAUGUAAAUAUUUUUGUGACGUUUCAACUCCCGGAUCAUUCACAUCCACCCAUUAAGAAGAAUAUCAGUCCCUCCAGCUCAUGUCGGCUCCGCUGUGUGUCCUCUCCUGUCAGUCUGUGUCGAAUAAUCAGACUGUGCCUGUCUGAUACCAGAGCUCCUUUCCUGCGGGUUUCCAUCCUUACCGCUCGUGUGUUUGUACACCAGCUGGUUUCUUGUGUGCAACAUGCAGAAGAGAAGGAAGCCAGAGCCGAUCCAACUCAACCCGAUCCCCGAUGGAAACACUAUCAACGGCUCCGGAGCCACAGAAACAAACUUGGAGGCGCUGCAGAAGAAACUAGAGGAGCUUGAGUUGGACGAGCAGCAGCGGAAACGCCUGGAGGCCUUUCUGACGCAGAAGCAGAAGGUGGGGGAGCUGAAGGAUGAUGACUUUGAGAAGAUCUGUGAGCUGGGUGCAGGCAACGGAGGGGUUGUCUUCAAGGUCUCCCACAAACCAUCUGGUCUGAUUAUGGCAAGGAAGCUGAUCCACCUGGAGAUCAAACCAGCCAUUAGGAAUCAGAUAAUUCGGGAGCUGCAGGUGCUACAUGAGUGUAACUCCCCCUACAUUGUAGGCUUCUAUGGAGCUUUUUACAGUGAUGGAGAAAUCAGCAUCUGCAUGGAGCAUAUGGACGGCGGCUCCCUGGACCAGUCGCUGAAGAAAGCAGGCAAGAUCCCAGAGCAGAUCCUUGGCAAAGUCAGCAUCGCUGUGAUUAAAGGGCUCUCCUACCUGAGGGAGAAACACAAGAUCAUGCACAGAGAUGUCAAGCCCUCUAACAUCCUAGUGAACUCCCGCUGUGAGAUCAAGCUGUGUGACUUUGGAGUGAGUGGACAGCUCAUAGAUUCCAUGGCCAACUCCUUUGUGGGCACCCGGUCUUACAUGUCUCCAGAGCGUCUGCAGGGCACUCAUUACUCUGUUCAGUCAGACAUCUGGAGUAUGGGUCUGUCAUUGGUUGAAAUGGCCAUUGGACGUUUCCCUAUCCCACCGCCUGAUGCUAAAGAGCUGGAACAGAUUUUUGGGUUCCCAGUGGAAGGGGAUGCAGCCUCCUGUGAGUCCUCUCCCAAACCACGACCCCCUGGACGACCAGGCAGCUCAUACGGGCCUGACAGCAGACCACCGAUGGCUAUAUUUGAGCUGCUUGAUUACAUAGUCAAUGAGCCCCCACCAAAGCUACCAGGGAUAUUUGGCGCUGAAUUUCAAGACUUUGUGAAUAAAUGUUUGAUCAAGAAUCCUGCAGAGAGAGCAGACCUGAAACAGCUGAUGGUUCACCCCUUUAUCAAGCAGUCUGAGGCAGAGCAGGUUGACUUUGCUGGCUGGUUGUGCAGUACCAUUGGCCUCAAUCAGCCUGGGACGCCCACCCACGGGACAGCAAUGUGAGACCUGUUCUGUCUCCAGCAACCCCCAAAGUCCUGUAAUGACUGGAUUUGUAUUAGGGGUAAAUGUAUGUUUAUACUGAGUAUUAAAUGAGUUUUAAAGUUGUGCAAUCAAUAGUUGUAUAUUCAGUGUAUACACUUACAUGCCAAGUGAAAUUAACGGUCUUGAACAGUUUUUAAGACUACAUUGCAGGCCUACCUGAAAAGCCAUCUUUUUUUUCUAAUAAUUAAAUUAUUUAAUCAUGACAAA
Molecule: messenger RNA, 1674 nt
Organism: Scatophagus argus
Lineage: Eukaryota; Metazoa; Chordata; Actinopteri; Scatophagidae
Gene: map2k1
Product: mitogen-activated protein kinase kinase 1
Exons: 11
Coding region: 241-1428 (395 amino acids)
Biological process (GO): protein phosphorylation
Molecular function (GO): protein kinase activity; ATP binding
Source: RefSeq, a predicted model, not a curated record